AAAAAACUCAUCUCAUGACGUUUUGCGAAAGAGGACAGAGGGAAGACAGUGAGGAGCUAUGAACGAGUCGCUGGUGGUCAACGACUCCUCUGCAACUCCCGUUGCUGGAGAAACUCUCCCAUGGAUGGAGGCUGAGCCUUCAGACCACAAUGGCAGCCUGGAGUUCUCCACCUCCCCAUUAGAAUUUGCUGUCAACCCAUGGGACAUUAUGCUGUGCAUGUCAGGCACUGUCAUAGCCUGUGAAAAUGCCAUUGUGGUAGCAAUCAUCUUCUACACGCCCACUUUAAGGACUCCCAUGUUUGUGCUGAUAGGGAGCCUGGCCACAGCAGACCUGCUGGCUGGCAUGGGAUUAAUCCUGAACUUUGUGUUUCAGUAUGUCAUCUCCUCUGAGACCAUCAGCCUCAUCACCGUAGGCUUUUUGGUGGCAUCCUUCACUGCGUCCAUCAGUAGUCUUUUAGCCAUCACCGUGGACCGUUACUUCUCCCUCUACAAUGCUCUGACAUACUUCUCAGAGAAGACUGUGCAGUAUGUACACUUAAUGUUAAUGGGGACCUGGGGGGUGUCUCUGUUACUGGGACUGCUGCCAGUGCUCGGAUGGAACUGCCUUGACGAGCCGGCCUCCUGCAGCAUCGUACGUCCUUUGACACGAAGCAACGUCACCCUCUUGGCCAUCUCUUUCUUUGCUAUCUUUGCACUCAUGCUUACUCUGUACUUCAAGAUCUGCAAGAUCGUUUGCCACCAUGCCCACCAGAUUGCCCUUCAGCAGCACUUUUUUGCCACAUCGCAUUACGUUGCCACCAAGAAAGGGGUGUCCACAUUAGCCAUCAUCUUGGGGACUUUUGGUGCCAGCUGGCUUCCCUUUGCCAUCUACUGUCUAGUAGGGCAAAGGGGGUAUCCGGCCGUGUACACCUAUGCUACACUGCUGCCAGCGACGUAUAACUCCAUGAUCAACCCCAUCAUCUACGCCUACAGGAACUCAGAGAUCCAGCGCUCCAUUUACAUUCUUCUCUGUGGCUGCUUUCAACCCAAUGCCGCCUACCGGUCCAGAUCUCCAAGUGAAGUUUAA
This is a messenger RNA of Cololabis saira (Pacific saury), 1066 nucleotides long. RefSeq names its product G-protein coupled receptor 6. The transcript has 2 exons. Gene Ontology annotation, biological process: G protein-coupled receptor signaling pathway. Gene Ontology annotation, cellular component: membrane. The coding region runs from base 59 to 1066 and encodes 335 amino acids. NCBI's taxonomy places the organism in Eukaryota, Metazoa, Chordata, Actinopteri, Beloniformes, Belonidae. The record is from RefSeq and is a predicted model, not a curated record. Gene Ontology annotation, molecular function: sphingosine-1-phosphate receptor activity.